AAAUUUUCAAUUUUUAAUCUACUAACUUUCAGUUUCAACGGCUAGUUUUUUCAUUUCGAAAACGAAAGAUCUCUCUCCAAUUCCUUUCUGGUUUGGUUUUUAUCUCACACGAAAAGCAGUUAGUGCACAGUAACGGUAACUUGCUAUUGGUGUCUCUCUUUCUCUCCAUUUCCAUUUCACCAUCUUCACUCCAACGCUGCACUUUCUUCUACACCUCAAUCAAGCCAGACCAGGUUUGUCUUGAAUGUCUUAAAUGUGAAAAGAAAUGGGCAAGGUUUACGAAGAGCUCGAUGACGCAAAAGCAGAAAUAGAGGAACUGAAGGCAGAACUUAGAGCUAAGACAGAUUUACUUGAGAACUUGAAGAAAUCCCAUAAUGCACAGAUCAAACAGAUACAGGAAGCAAAGUUCAAAGCUGAGAAGCUGGACCAAAAACUGCUUCAACAGGAAGAUGAAAUCUCUGAGGCAAAGCUAGAAUGUGAAGAUCUCAAAGGGAAUUUGAAUAGAAAGGAGACAAUAAUCAAACAUCUCAGUGCUACAAAUGAUAAACUUCGAGCGGAUUGUGAUGACAAGUUGAAAAAGUUGGAUGAAGAAAAAAGAGGGUUGCUGUUGGCCUUAGAGGAGGAAAAUGAGAAGACACAGAACCAGGAACAACAGAUUUAUAUGUGCAAACAAGAUAUUGAAAGACUGAAAGGUUGUCUUUUGGUUUCAAAGGACAAGUCUUUGGAAUCAGAGAAAAAAAACAGAGUAUCCAAAGAACUAAGAGAAAGAGAUGACAUGCUCCAGAAAUUAGAGGAGGAAAGCAGGAAGGUGGAAGAUCAAUUAAAAUGGAAGAAAGAACAGUUUAAGCAUCUAGAAGAAGCACAUGAUAGACUUCGUCAGCAGUUUAAGUCUUGCAAGAAGGAGUGGGAGAUGGAACAAUCUACAUUGAUAGAUGAGAUUUCUUCACUUCAGACAAGGUUAGACUCUCAGACCAGAAUAUCAGAGGAUUUACAACACCAGAUACACUCUUGCCACCAAGCUCUUGCUCAUGUAGAAAGCCAGAAAAAGCGGCUGGAAGUCGAAGUUUCUAAUCUUAAGGUGGAGCUUGACGAUGCUAGCAAUAAGUACCUGGGUUCUAGGUUACAGCUAGAUUGCUUAAACACUGACCGUGACGAAGAUAUUGCAGAUUUGAGAUAUUUGCUAAAAACAAAAGAGGCGUAUAAUAAAGAGUCAAAAUACAGAAUUGAUAAGCUAGAGCAAGAAAAUCAAGAGCUGCGAAUGUCUCUGAAAGAACUCCAGGAAGCUCAAAUUCAAGAGGCAGGAGCUUCAUAUUCGCAUUCAAAGUUGCGGUCCAGGCUCAGAAGUUUGGAACAAACUCAUAGAGAGUGUUCCUCUUCUUUAAAGGCUAAAGAAGCUGAGUGGAACUUAAAGCUAAAACAGUUGACAGCAGACCUAAAUACAUGUCAAUCUGAGUUGGAAACUAAAAUUGAAGCAGUUGAAGGCCUCCAGAUGGAACUAGAAAGGUCUCAUUCUUUAUCCAUUGAGAUGAAGUUAUUGAAUGAGGAGAUGUCUGUGAUGCUGUUAGUGUUGAAACAGGGAAUUUCUGAGGCUCAUUUGAAGCAUGUUAGUGAUAAGGAUGAGAUGGACCUCAUCAACAAAGCGAGAGAAGAGGAGAUUUUUCAACUGAUGAAACAGUUGGAGAUGAAAGACGCUGCUUUGAUGAGUGCCCAGAAAAGCCUAAAUGAAGAACGUGAGAUAGCAGCAUGUUUUAGAGAGGGUGAGUGUAAUGCAUUCAACAAUGAACUACUGCAAAAUGAGCUGGAGGAAUCAACUAUGAGUCAGCUGAUUCUCAAAGAGAAGGUUUUGCAUAUGGAAUGUAACUUUAAAGAACAGCUUAAAGAAAUUCAUGAUGCUUUAGACAGUGUAAUCCUUGAAUUGGAUGAGACAAUAUGUGAAAGAAAUGAAGUGGAAUUUGAAUUGCAAAUAUGGAAGUCAAUUGUUGAGCGCUUGAAGAAUGAACUAGAAGAAAAUCUUGUGGUGCGUAGAGAACUGGAAGCAUCACUUCUUGUACAAGUAGACUUUGGCGAAAGCCUCAAGCAAGAGAAAGACAGCUUGGUUUAUAUGUUAGAAGAGAAAGAGAGGAGCCUAAAUUAUCAGCACCAACAAGUUGAGCUAUUGGAACAUGAACUAAGAGCGAGGGGAGAAUCAGGAGAGUCCAUUGAAUCUGAUAAUGUCAGAUAUCUCCAGAUGAUAGCGGAAAAGGACAAGAUUCUAGAAGAGCUCCAGAAAGAAUUUGAAAAAACUUUGAUUGAGAAAGGCACAAUAGAAAGAACCUUUGAGGAUGAGAAAAAUAAUGUUGUCCAGCUUAUGAAAGGAAAAGACAAGAGAAUGGAUGAACUUAUGCAGCAAGUGACUUCACUGGAGCAGCAGUUCACUGACUCGUUGACCACCUUUUCUUUACAGCUUUCUGAGAAACAGGCUGAAAUUAAUCUUGUCCGGGAAGCUUGUGACAAGAUUACAGAGUCUCAGAUUCUAGCUGCUCUUGAAAUUGAAGAGAAGAAGUUGAUGGUAGUGCAACUUGAGGAUGACAUUCGUGCUAUACAGCAGAAACUGAAAUUGCAGGAGGAAAACUGGACCCGAUCAGAGCAACUUGCAUUGGUUACUGAAGUAGAAUUGCGUGCAAAACAAGCCAAAGUAAUGGAGUUGAAUGAUGCUUUGCUUCAGAAACUCAAGAUAGAGAAUGGAAAGUUGCUUGAAAAUGCUACGGGACUAUCAUCAGAAAGGGAAAGCUUGUCAGCUUUCAUUCAGGGAUUCAGUGACAAAAUCAGUGCGUUCUCUGCUGAAGACACUCUAUUAAUGGACAGGUUGAGAAGCAUGGUGCAGUCUUUUGAGAAUGGUAGUCCAGUAAUAGAUUUGAAAACAGAUGGUGGUUUCCAUGUAAAGGAGAAUAUGUUUAUUCAGUCUCCCACGAGGAUGAAGAAACUUGAAGCCAACUCUGGUACUAGAUCACCAUUCAAGGAGCUAAAUUUGUUAGAAGAGUAGGAAUGUGUCCAGUCUUGUAUUUUCAGCAAAAAAGGUCAUCAUGAUCAUUCUUUGCAUGUGUCGUCAGUCUUGUAUUUCCGACAAAAAGAUCAUGUAGUUACUUGACCAUUCUUUGGAUUGUAUAUGGCAUUUAUUUAUUUGUAUUUCA
Molecule: messenger RNA, 3170 nt
Organism: Vigna umbellata (rice bean)
Lineage: Eukaryota; Viridiplantae; Streptophyta; Magnoliopsida; Fabales; Fabaceae
Product: basic helix loop helix (bHLH) DNA-binding superfamily protein
Source: RefSeq, a predicted model, not a curated record